Messenger RNA from Neocloeon triangulifer, 1572 nucleotides. RefSeq names its product tRNA-dihydrouridine(20) synthase [NAD(P)+]-like (gene Dus2). The transcript is spliced from 8 exons. Gene Ontology annotation, molecular function: tRNA binding; tRNA dihydrouridine synthase activity; flavin adenine dinucleotide binding. Gene Ontology annotation, cellular component: cytoplasm. Gene Ontology annotation, biological process: tRNA dihydrouridine synthesis. NCBI's taxonomy places the organism in Eukaryota, Metazoa, Arthropoda, Insecta, Ephemeroptera, Baetidae. The coding region runs from base 115 to 1506 and encodes 463 amino acids. The record is from RefSeq and is a predicted model, not a curated record.
CCGAACCCAAAUCACCGAUUCGUGUUUAUGACGACUGCAGCGCCAGAGCGCCAUCAAUUUUCAGCGACAAACAAAUUCUAAAAACCGCUGCACGCCCACUUUUUGGUCCAUGCCAUGCUGGUUUAUUUACCUUGUCGAGGAGUGCAGAACAAAAAUAUUUUGGCGCCUAUGGUCAAGGCAGGCACUUUGCCGCUAAGACUUUUAGCCCUUCGGUAUGGUGCGGAUCUCGUUUAUUGCGAAGAAUUGAUUGACUGGAAAUUACUGCGUUCCGUUCGAAGAGAAAAUGCUUUACUUGGAACUGUUGACUUUAUUGACGAAUCUGACGGAUCUGUAGUCUUCAGGACGUGUGACAGUGAAAAAAGCAGGGUGGUUCUCCAGCUAGGAACUUGCAAUGCAGACAGAGCCCUGCAAGUGGCCAAGAAAUUAGAAAAUGACGUUGCCGCAAUCGAUAUAAACAUGGGCUGUCCAAAGGAAUUUUCCCUCAAAGGCGGAAUGGGAGCAGCCCUGUUGACACAACCAGAGAAGGUCAAGAACAUCAUCACCACUCUUGUAAAAGGGUGCACGUUACCCAUCACGGCUAAAAUCAGGCUUCUCCCUAAACCUGAGGACACAUUGGCAUUUUGUAAAAUGCUUCAGGCUUGCGGAGUUGCAGCCAUCGGAGUUCACGGUCGCACAAAGGAGCAAAGGCCAAGACAUGCUAACAAUAAUGAAGCAAUUGCAGCUCUGGCCAAAGAACUUGACGUACCUGUUAUCGCAAAUGGUGGAUCAAAAGAAAUUGAAACACACGAAGACAUUGACAAAUUUCGUGUCGCUUGCGGUGUCAACAGCGUAAUGUUGGCCAGGGUGGCACUCUGGAAUGUGUCUAUAUUCCGAAAGGAAGGUGCACUGCCUUUGGACGAGGUCAUCGUCGAGUACCUCAAACUAGCCGUCCAAUAUGACAGCAGCGUGGGAAACACCAAGUACUGUGUGCAGUCAAUGUUACGGGAACUGCAAGAAUCUCCGAGAGGGAAGCUUUUUUUAGCUGCUCAGAGUGUCCAGGGCAUUUGCUCUCUGUGGGGUUUAGGCGAUUUCUGCAGCAAAAUGCAAGAGGAGCGUCGAAAUGCAUGUAAUGGUGUCGGUGAGGAAAAACCUGAGACCAUCGAAGGCGAGAGAAUGGCCAAGAGGAGAAAGCAUGAGCACAUUGAAGUUGUCAGUAGUGAUGUCACUGCUUUGCCCGUUGUUUUCCAACGAGGAAUUUAUGUUAACAGGGAUGCAGAAUUGCCCAAAACUCGCCUCUUAAUGUGGUCUCGACAGAACAAUUUUAAGCAACCUGUUUACACCACCACUCAGGUGGAGAAACUUUUUUGUUCUGUGAUAGAGGUUGAUAAUGUUAAAUAUUCCUCAUCUUAUUGGGAGAAGAACAAGCGCUUCGCAGAACAAGGAGCAGCCCUGGCUGCAUUGAUCAUUUUGGGAUUGGAGCCCAAGGAAAAGGCCCUUAAGGAUGGCAGCCUGCUCUCUUCAGACUGAUUGUUAUCUUUAAACAAAGCUCAGGUGAUUUAAAAUAACACAAUUUUUUUAAUAAUGCAACAUAAA